UUUGGACUUUCUUGUGCGUCGAACCCUGGCGUGGAGGACGUUGACUUCCAACGGCAGUAGUGCUGCGGGAAAGAAAGAAAGAAAGAAAGAAAGAAAGAAAAAAAGUGGCGGAAAGUUGCGGAGAGUACGAGCAAGUGUGCUGUACUGACGAAAAAAAAAGCCUUUGUUGGAAUAGUCUCGAACGCUUGUGAGUAAAACUCGACAGGUUUGUGACUACAGGAGGCAAGGAUGUCGAUGCAACUGGGUGAGCUCGAUAGAGGGGUCACGAAGGUGAAGGAGUGGCAGGAGACGAGGUACGGAAUAGACUCGGGCAUCGAGUCUGGAGCCAACACUAUCAGAGAUGACGACGGCGACUUCAGCACCUCCAAGCAGUACACCAUGACCACCACAGUCACAACAGAACCUGCAGACUCCCAGUACGUAUUGACCAGAGGUCAGCGGGUGCGGGCCGCCAUGUUCCCAGAGACGCUGGAGGGCAGCACGACCAUCUUGACGACAACCCAAACAGAUCUGUCCCAACUGACCAACGUCCAACGGCUGGCAGAGCCCUCCCAGAUGCUUAAGGCAGCAAUCAUUCAUCUAAUCAACUACCAAGAUGACGCUGAGCUGGCCACACGUGCUGUGCCUGAGCUCACCAAACUGCUCAAUGAUGAAGAUCAGGCUGUUGUCAGCAAGGCAGCCCAGAUUGUCAACCAGCUAACACGCAAGGAGGCGUCCCGCCAUGCGCUGAUGCAGUCUCCUCAGGUGGUGUCUGCAGUGGUGCGCGCCAUGCAGAACACCAAUGACAUGGAGACAGCCAGGGCCACAGCCAGCAUCCUCCACAAUCUCUCCCACAAAAGAGAGGGCCUGCUCUCCAUUUUCAAGUCUGGUGGCAUCCCUGCACUUGUCCGCAUGCUCAGCUCUCCCAUGGAAUCUGUGCUCUUCUAUGCCAUCACAACCCUCCACAACCUGCUCCUGCACCAGGAGGGAGCGAAAAUGGCUGUCCGUUUGGCUGACGGCCUGCAGAGGAUGGUCCCCCUUCUAAAGAAAAGCAACCCCAAGUUUUUGGCCAUCACUACGGACUGUCUGCAGCUGCUUUCUUAUGGCAAUCAGGAGAGCAAGCUCAUCAUCCUCGCCAAUGGGGGUCCUGAGGCUCUUGUUCACAUCAUGAGGAACUACAACUAUGAGAAGCUGCUGUGGACCACAAGCCGUGUCCUCAAAGUCCUGUCUGUGUGCCCCAGCAACAAACCCGCCAUUGUCGAGGCCGGUGGGAUGCAGGCUCUGGGUAAACACCUGACUGGCAGCAGCCAGCGUCUGAUGCAGAACUGCCUGUGGACACUCAGGAACCUGUCUGAUGCGGCCACCAAGCAGGAGGGAAUGGACGGCCUGCUGCAGGUGUUGGUCAACCUGCUGAGCUCAGAUGACAUCAACAUGCUCACCUGUGCCACUGGCAUCUUGUCUAAUCUGACGUGCAACAACGCCUACAAUAAAACUCUGGUUACCCAGAACAACGGCAUCGAGGCGCUGAUCCACGCUAUACUGCGCGCCGGCGAGAAAGAGGAUGUGACCGAACCUGCCAUUUGCGCUCUGCGUCACCUGACUUCCCGCCACCAGCAGGCUGAGGUGGCACAAAACGCAGUGAGGAGGCACUACGGCAUCCCGGCCAUCGUCAAGCUCCUCAACCAGCCGUACUACUGGCCGGUUAUUAAGGCUGUGGUUGGCCUGAUCCGUAACCUGGCCCUGUGCCAGGAAAACCAGGCCCAACUGAGGGACGCCGGCGCGAUCCCCCGCCUGGUCAACCUGCUGCUCAAAGCCCACCAGGAUGCCCAGAAACACGGCUCGUCCACCCAACAGACAUACCAGGAUGGAGUGAGGAUGGAGGAGAUAGUGGAGGGCUGUACGGGAGCUCUGCACAUCCUGGCCAGAGAUCCUGUCAACAGAGCAGAGAUCGCCAACAUGCAGACCAUUCCUCUCUUUGUUCAGCUCCUCUACUCACCAGUAGACAAUGUGAAGCGUGUGGCGGCGGGCGUGCUGUGUGAGCUGGCGCUGGACAAGCAAUCAGCUGAGGCCAUCGAUGGCGAGGGAGCGUCUUCUCCGCUGAUGGAGCUGCUGCACUCCGACAACGAGGGCAUCGCCACAUACGCCGCUGCGGUCCUCUUCCGCAUUUCCGAGGAUAAGAGCGCCGAGCACAAGAAGAGAGUUUCCAGGGAGCUCACGCACUCCAUGUUCAAGAACGACCCUGCCGCCUGGGAGAUGGCCCACAACAGUGUCACCAUGGAAGCGCCCUACCAAGAUGAGCUGGACGCCCCUUUUCAAAACUUCGGCGGCUACCCAGGUGACAUUCCCAUGGACACCGUGGACGCCAACUUCAUGCAUGACGAGUUCGCCCCCAACAUUGUCUAUGACAGACAACCACAGUUUGAGCCUUAUUAAAGGUCCAAGAGGGGAGGAGCUUGUGGAAAAGCGGUCUGCUGGGCUAGAAUGGAACGAACGUCUUGAUUCAUUUUUAUAUGUAAUAUAUGCAAUUAUCAUUGAGUACGGGACUCCUAAUCGUAACAGGGCUUACAUAUGUUUUAUAUCCGAAUAUUGCUGCGAAUCAUUUACACGCUUGAAAAACGGUUCUAAGAUUGUGUGUACGUGUGCAUAGGAGUUAAUGUGUUUUGUGUGUGCGCGUUUCUGCUUUUGGGUGGGUAGUCUAUGCCAAAGAGAUUUUAUUUUGUGAAGAUCACAUAGAUUGCUUUUUCUUCUUCUUCUUCUUCUUAAAAGGACAAUGCUGCCGCAGGUGGAUCUGUGCGCACCUGCUCAUUUUUCUUUUUAAUGCCUUCAAAAGAGUCACUUUGACAAGAUAGCGUCAACGUUCUCCCACUGUAACCCCGAACGAUCAGACAUAUGGUGCUUGAGUUUGCCACACGUGCAAGAGAGCAAAAAGGGAAGACGACGCACAAUUAGAGAGAGGGAAGCAAACGUUGCUGAAUGACAUGCUUGUUAUCGUUUCUCACAUUUUAUUCUUCUAUAUUUCAUAGGGAAAGGAUUGCAUACUUUGCUUUAGCCAGAAUAAUAACACGUGUCAGUUUUAACCAAAAAGAAGAGCUUGUGUGUGUCUGUAGCUAUUUCGGAUUUGAUGUCAAAACUGAUUGACGCAUUGGUUCAACAGAUUGACUGAUUUCUUUUGUGUGGAUUUAAUAUAGUCGGGACGCCAGCUGGAGAAACACUACUGACAGGGAAAUUUGUACUUACAAAGAGUUUUUACUGAAAUUUUGUUAAAUAAAAUUAAAGGAUAUAUUAAACCUG
Messenger RNA from Phyllopteryx taeniolatus (common seadragon), 3270 nucleotides. It is a transcript of the gene jupa, whose product is annotated as junction plakoglobin a. Gene Ontology annotation, biological process: cell adhesion; positive regulation of transcription by RNA polymerase II. The transcript has 16 exons. NCBI's taxonomy places the organism in Eukaryota, Metazoa, Chordata, Actinopteri, Syngnathiformes, Syngnathidae. Gene Ontology annotation, molecular function: protein phosphatase binding; alpha-catenin binding; transcription coactivator activity. Gene Ontology annotation, cellular component: adherens junction; catenin complex. The coding region runs from base 229 to 2412 and encodes 727 amino acids. The record is from RefSeq and is a predicted model, not a curated record.